Molecule: messenger RNA, 3811 nt
Organism: Vicugna pacos (alpaca)
Lineage: Eukaryota; Metazoa; Chordata; Mammalia; Artiodactyla; Camelidae
Gene: KCNAB1
Product: potassium voltage-gated channel subfamily A regulatory beta subunit 1
Biological process (GO): transmembrane transport; potassium ion transport; regulation of potassium ion transmembrane transport
Cellular component (GO): membrane; juxtaparanode region of axon; voltage-gated potassium channel complex
Molecular function (GO): voltage-gated potassium channel activity; potassium channel regulator activity; transmembrane transporter binding
Source: RefSeq, a predicted model, not a curated record
CCCAGUUCCAACUGUUGUGCUGCGCAGGAUUUGGUCUGAGUCUGGGCAGAGCCCCUCUUUGUGAGCAGCCCUCCAGCUUCUGCUACAGGAAGAGUCUGAUGAGAGCUGUUCUCGCCUUCCCGUCCUCGCACACAAAGGCAAGAAGCUCUUUAAAGGGACCUUCCUGCUCCUCCGUGCAGCUGCAAACCCGUCUCGCUGCAGACUCAGCCCUCCAGGCUUUCGCCUCAAAAUGAGUGGGGAGGGGUCUUGAGGAGCCCCCACGACCUCCCGGAGUGGGGCGGGGAGGGAGCCGACCGCUGGAGUGGAUGGCGACCGCAGGUCUCCGGGGAGCGGCUUGCAGUUAGCUGCUGCUUGGGAUGCUCCGCGCGCCAGCAGAGCAUCCUGCCUGUGGUCCAGAGGGUGCUGGCGGCGCAUCUUGCGGUAUGCCUGCGUGGAUUUGAGCCAUCGCCCAGAGGCGAGCCCGCAUUCAGACAAGGCGGACGGGCUCCUGGCUGGGCUGCGUGCAGUCAGCACGAAUGCUCAGCUCCAGGCGUCUGCUCAAGCCUCCCGACUGCAUGGAUUUGACUGUUUAAUCAACCGAGAUUACUGCCGGGGAAGAUUUGCGAGCCUGAUCUGCGCUCCAGCUGCUGUGACAACUUCAGGGCUGGCUGUUUACUUCUCCCGGUGCCUGGGACUUUGUCCUGCACCGCAGCCGCUCCUGCCACUUUCCCGGUUCUGAAGUCGGCGGCCAGGACUCCUCUGCCGGCAUCCCCAGGGAAGGAGAGCAAGGAGGGGUUAAAAGACGAGCAGAAACCCCCCAGCUGCUCGACCUCUCGUGACUGCCUGUGUUCUGGGGUUCCGUGUGCUGCCCGGGGAAGCAAUGCAAGUCUCCAUAGCCUGCACAGAGCACAAUUUGAAGAGUCGGAACGGCGAGGACCGACUUCUGAGCAAGCAGAGCUCCGCCGCCCCCAAUGUGGUGAGCGCGGCCCGGGCCAAAUUCCGCACGGUUGCUAUCAUCGCGCGCAGCCUGGGGACCUUCACCCCUCAGCACCACAUCUCUCUCAAAGAGUCCACCGCAAAGCAGACUGGCAUGAAAUAUAGGAAUCUUGGAAAAUCAGGACUCAGAGUUUCUUGCUUGGGUCUUGGAACAUGGGUGACGUUUGGAGGUCAAAUUUCAGAUGAGGUUGCUGAACGGCUGAUGACAAUUGCCUACGAGAGCGGAGUGAAUCUCUUUGACACUGCCGAGGUCUAUGCUGCUGGCAAGGCUGAAGUGAUCCUGGGGAGCAUCAUCAAGAAGAAAGGCUGGAGGAGGUCCAGCCUGGUCAUAACAACCAAACUCUACUGGGGCGGAAAAGCUGAAACGGAAAGAGGGUUGUCAAGAAAACAUAUUAUUGAAGGAUUGAAGGGCUCCCUCCAGAGGCUGCAGCUCGAGUAUGUGGACGUAGUUUUUGCAAAUCGCCCAGACAGUAACACUCCCAUGGAAGAAAUUGUUCGAGCCAUGACACAUGUGAUAAACCAAGGAAUGGCCAUGUACUGGGGAACCUCCCGCUGGAGUGCUAUGGAGAUCAUGGAAGCCUACUCUGUAGCAAGACAAUUCAAUAUGAUCCCCCCGGUCUGUGAACAAGCUGAGUACCACCUAUUCCAGAGAGAGAAAGUGGAGGUUCAGCUACCAGAGCUCUACCAUAAAAUAGGAGUUGGAGCAAUGACAUGGUCUCCACUGGCCUGUGGAAUCAUCUCAGGAAAAUAUGGAAACGGGGUGCCUGAAAGUUCCAGGGCUUCGCUGAAGUGCUACCAGUGGUUGAAGGAAAGGAUUGUCAGUGAAGAAGGGAGAAAACAGCAGAACAAGCUGAAAGACCUUUCCCCGAUUGCGGAGCGUCUGGGAUGCACGCUGCCUCAGCUCGCCGUGGCCUGGUGCCUGAGAAACGAGGGCGUGAGCUCUGUGCUCCUGGGAUCAUCCACCCCCGAACAACUCAUCGAAAACCUUGGUGCCAUUCAGGUUCUCCCAAAGAUGACAUCACACGUGGUAAAUGAAAUCGAUAACAUAUUGCGCAACAAGCCCUACAGCAAAAAGGACUACAGAUCUUAAGGCGCUGCAUGAGCUGCAGGCGCUGCAUGGGUCGAACAGCAGUCCGCACCGGCACGGAGGGUGUCACUAGCCACCUUCUGAACCACUUCGCAGCCCGCUGCUCAACCUCUCAUGUCCCCGGAUUCUGAGGCGUCUGCUUUCGCUACCGCUGUGCACCUGAAUUAUGAACACAUCUGGAAACUCAAAACCAGGAAAAUCCAUUCUAUUUUCUUAUCUUGGACUAGAGUCACCUUUGCUUAGAUUAUUCUGUACACCUCAUGUUUAUGGAAUGGAGAGUAUAUGGUGGGGGAAAGACACAGUACCUUCAGGCAUUGAAUAACUUAAAGAAGGCUGUACAGAUCUAUUUUUUCAAAUGAACAAAAUCCACAGAUGCAAUGUGGAGUGCAUCAGAAAGAGCAGGCUACGUUCACGCAGAAGUCUUGCUUGGGAGAAUUGGCUGAAACAAUUUUACUUUUUUUUCUUCCUAUUUUCACAUUCAUGUUAGCAAGAGUUUUCACAUGUCAUUCACCAAAAGUGAAACUCCUAGGUAUUUGCUUUUGUUACCUUUUAGAUAUUCAGUGUUGCUUGGCCUCAAAAACGGCCCUGUAAAGCAGUUUAUCCCAGAUGUCUACUAGGAUUCUAAUAACGUUAUGUCCAUUUACACAGAGAGGUGGUGAAAGGAUGAACAGCCCAAUUUUUAUCUAGAAAGACUAUGGUGAAUCUAUGAAAGGAAGAAUCACACUGCUAUGGAAGCUUAGCUUUGAAUGCAAUGUAUCUGCAAUGAAGUGUUCAGUUUUUUUCUAUAUUUUAUUAAAACCUGCUUUAUACUUUUGACUGCUUGUAGGCACAGCUUCUGCAAGUGUAAAUGUUUGAGCUUUAAAAAAUAAAUAUACACAUGCUCAGUUUUGUAAGUAAACCUGAAAAUAUCCAGAAAGGUAAAUGUUUGCUGUUUAAUUAGCACCGGGAUUUCACAGUAUAAUGCUUGGUGUUUUUGAGGAGUUAACAUGAAAGUGAAUCACAGGCUUUGUGAAAAACAUUGUCACUACCCAGCAUGUGCUGGGUGAAGUAACCAGCCCAAAGAAAAGCAUAUGUUAAAGAACUUCCUGAUUCUAUAAUCACAUUAUGCGCGUUAAAAACUAUAUGCAUGAAAGCUCUUUGCAUGGAUUAAAGGGACCUGGCCUUGUGGCUCUCAGAAGCUGAGGCCUAUCUAGCCCUCCCACUCUUGCUUACCUACCCUCAUGAAUAUUCCACUUGAGAAAACCUGAGAGUAUACCAUAUAUACCUGUAAGAAGGGAGAAAAUAUUUUUCUUUUCCAUUUUUAAGGUGUAUGUUGAAGGGGGAGGGCCCUAUAACUCUAUUCGGACACCUGAGCAUGUACAAAAUUCUAACUUAAUUUUCUGGCCCCCAUGCAGAAAUCACUUUGGGACUUACAGAAGAAAUAUACUAUCAACUUAAAAUGCUAUUUUCUACCAUCAUUUCCAGACAUGUAUUUUAUGGUUAAGUUCUAAAUCUUAAAAUGUUAGUGUGAAGUACCAACAAAUUUUCUUUUUGAUUACUAUUACCUGUAUUCUAAUAGGGAAAUAGUUCGGGAUUUUUUUUUUUUUGUCCAAGAGGGUAAGAUUAAUGAUGGAAAUGGAUCCCUUUUCAGUUGUUCAUUGCAUAGUCAGUCAAUCCAGUGAACUACUGUAUGCAUAAAUGAGCUUAAGUUGUCUAUUUGAAACUGCAACUUAUUUAUUUGCUUAGAGUAAUAAAAGCAUUUGUGCAUUU